Messenger RNA from Rotaria sordida, 1314 nucleotides. The record is from the annotation of a GenBank genome assembly. NCBI's taxonomy places the organism in Eukaryota, Metazoa, Rotifera, Eurotatoria, Philodinida, Philodinidae.
AUGAUAUUGAAUGCAACAAAAACAAGAACAAUAUUAUCUGAAACAUCGAAUUUGUUUACCACCUUUGAUUCAACUAACGAUAGAGCUACUCAUACACAUUCUAUUCAUGAUUCAUGUAUAUCCACAUCAACAACAGCUUUAUCAUCAGUAUCUUCACUAUCAAUAUCGACAAUACUAUCAUUAGCAUCACCAUCUUCACCAUCAACAAUCUCAGUCCCAUCAUCCUUAUUACCUAUUGAUAUUAGUCGUUCAGUACUUGAUCUACCCUCGCAAUCUUUUUUACCAUCAUACAAAAUCAAUAAAGACAAAUGUUUCCAAAAGCAAUGGUAUAAUAAUCGAUCAUGGCUAGAGUAUUCAAUCUACAACGAUUGUGCUAAUUGCUAUUACUGUAGACAUUUUGGUUCUACAAAUAAUUUAAUUAAUCGAAAUCAAAGUGAUGCUUUCCACCGUGGAUAUAACAAUUGGAAAAAUGCACUUGUUGAAAAUAGAAGAUUUCAUCAACAUCAAACUAGUACAGCACAUAUAACAGCAACACUUAAUUACAAUCAAUUUCUUGUACGUGAAAAAUCACAAUUAAGUGUCGUUAAUGUAAUUGAACACGGAAGAAUCGAACAAAUUCGCAAGAAUCGUAAUCAUUUGAUUAAAAUAUCAUCUGUAAUUUUAUUAUGUGCUCGACAAAUGAUUUCUCUUAGAGGUCAUGAUAAACAUGAAGAUGGGUCAGUAACGGGAUGGGAAAAUGCUGGAUUACAAGCCAUUUUACGUAAAAAUUUUAUGCUUACAGCUGCAUAUAUACAUUGCCAUGCUCAUCGCUUAAACCUCGUUAUUGCUGAUGUAUGUAUAUCAGUAUCGUACGCCAGUGAAUUUUAUACAAUUGUAUCAAAAAUCUACAAUUAUUUUACGGCAUCAGCUGUCAAUAAUGAAUAUUUUCGAGAUGCUCAAAAACAAUUAAAAUUAGUAAUUACCAGUACAAUCGGGCAACAAGAUGAUGAUGAAAAUGAAUAUUAUUAUCGAACAUAUAUUGACUAUCAAGUAAUUGAUAAUAUGUUAGUUGAAUUCGAAGAUCGAUUUUCAUCAAAAAACUUAGAAUUUUUAUCAGGUAUAUCAUCGUUAUGUCCAGGCAGUAAUACAUUUUUAGAUUUUGAUUCAUUAAAACCAAUUGCAAAUCAUUUAAAUGUUGAUCUUCAAGUCUUAUCCAACGAAUUAAUGGUGGUGAAAUCUAUGUUACAAAAUAAAUCAUUAACUACCAUUAUCGAUUUAUACAAAGAAUUGUAUCGAUUUCAAGAAGUUUUUCCAUCACUUGCUACACUUAUAUAA